CUAAGUUGGAUGUAGAUUAAAAAAAAAAAAAGAUGUCGGGCCAUCCAAGGUUCAGGGAGGAGGAAUCAAAUGGAUCCCAUCUCUGACGGGACGAGCUGCAUGUGUUGACCAGGAGGUGGGUAAUGCGGCUAUUUCUGGAGACCGCCAGCCAUAGGAGUCAAAUGAAAAUUAUUCAACUUUGAAUUUGUGAUGAAGUCUUAUCACCUGAGAUCCUUGAGGAAGGGAACUUUAAUUUUUACAGCUAAAAAAAAAUACACCAGAUUAAAAUUCUGACAUAACGGAUGGAAAGGGCCAUCCGUAAUGCCAAGGCUUUGCUACCAUUUUUACCAGGUAUGUUAUCUGCAGACAAUUUUUAUUUUACUUUUCAGUUACUGAAAAACUAUUACAAGUGGAGGGCAGAAUGUCCAGAAAUAAGUGCAGAUCUACACCCUAGAAGUAUCCUUGGUCUUCUGAAGGCCGGUUACCUUGGAGUCCUGAGAGCCAGAGACCCCACUGGCAGCAAAGUUCUUAUUUACAGAAUCGCACAAUGGGACCCAAAAGUUUUCACAGCUUAUGACGUUUUUCGUGUAAGUCUAAUCACAUCCGAGCUUAUUGUACAGGAGGUAGAAACGCAACGGCAUGGUAUCAAGGCUGUCUUUGAUCUAGAAGGCUGGCAGUUUUCUCAUGCUUUUCAAAUUACCCCAUCUGUAGCCAAGAAGAUUGCUGCUGUUCUUACAGAUUCCUUUCCAUUAAAAGUUCGAGGUAUCCAUUUGAUAAAUGAGCCAAUAAUCUUCCAUGCUGUCUUUUCCAUGAUUAAACCAUUCCUGACUGAGAAAAUUAAGGAACGGAUUCAUAUGCAUGGGAACAAUUACAAACAAAGCUUACUUCAGCAUUUCCCAGACAUUCUUCCUCUGGAAUAUGGUGGUACAGAAUUCUCCAUGGAGGACAUUUGUCAGGAGUGGACAAAUUUUAUAAUGAAGUCUGAAAAUUAUCUCAGCAGCAUUUCACAGAUCAGUCAAUGAGAAGAAGUUAUUUAAUGUGAAUGACUUCUUAAUUAAAAAUACAUGAGUGAGAUCCUACCUGGUUACAUGAAUGAAAGAAAAAGAACCUUUUUAAACUAAUUAAUGCUUUCUCUCUGAUUGAUCUAAAAUGUAAAACUCUUCUGACAUGAGCAACAUGGGUAUUUGGAAAACUGCUUUUUAAAUGCAUUUUGUUUAUCUUUCAGGUAGUUAAAUGUUAGUACAUCUUGAAAGCAUAGAAGAGAUUCCUGGUUUUUGUAUUUGAAAGUUAUCUCUAAAAGUGGCUGUCAUGUUCACCUUUGUAUGUUUCUGAACAGUUUCAUUUUAAACAAGUUAUUUGACUACAUUGGUUUCAUAAUAAAUAUACAAGUGGUCCAUGAAAAAGAAGUAUUGGUACGAAUCAACUGAUGAUAAAAAUCUAUCAACACUCAUCUUGGAUGGGUGUAAGAUUCAAUUAUAAUUCAGAUUAAAAUCUGAAUAUAGUUUUACAGAGUUAUUUCCACGGGCCAGCAAGACAGUUCAUCUCAGGGAAGUUCUAUUUCAGCAUAUUUGCACAAUAGAAACUUUUGAUUGAAGAGUCUAGAUGCUAUAAACUAUUGUAUGUAGCAUCUAAAGGUCUCUAUGAAAUUACUCAUGUUGAUACAAUUGAAAAUCAAAAAUAAUUCAGGAAAUAUUUAAGGCAUAGCUGAUGGCUUCUUAAUAACUAUUUAUGCAUUUUCAAACAAAGCAAGAAUGUAAUUUUGACUUCGGUUUUUAGUUAUCUUACUAAGAUUACAUAUGAUAUUAGAAAUGGAAUAAUAUUUAGUAGUCAUUCAUGGACUCUACUUUUAAUUGAACAACAACACAACUACACAAAGGAAAAGAAAUGUUUACAUUUUAAAAAUCACUGUCAGUUACACCUGGAACUUUUCAGAUUAUGAAAUAAUUUAACUUUUACUAUAUAUCAGAGUAUUCUUGCCAAAUUCUAUAAUUCAUAUUUACUUAAAAAACAGUAGUUAAAAGUGUGCUAUUUAUAUUAUAGCUUAUAUCAUAGAAUGUUUAUUAAGAUACAAUGUCAAUAUAGCUUUCAAUUUAUGUCACUUUAAUAGUGUUUCAUAAAUUUAAAAUUUUUAAGUUUGAAAAGAAAAAAAACACAGGGUGCAAAUUUGUUAGACAUUGUUCAGCUUAGCUGGGUUUCAACAUUCAUUAUACUAUAGUAUCUUUGUGAAAGGAUACAUGAAGGGUAUUUUUCUUUACAAGAAAAUAUUCUAAUCAGGUGAGCUGAAAAUUGUGAUUCUCUGUACAUAUGUCUAUGAAAAAAUUGAGAGCAACUGUGAAUGUUCUUUAGAGAACAAAUAUUGACUUAGCAUUGGGAAGCUAACCUUACAUUACACGUUUUAUUAAAACACUAGAUCAUGCCUGUUUUCUAAAAAGAUUAUAGUCUUCUUAAAAAAUCAUAUAGUUCACAAAACUGUAUAAUUAAAAAUAAUAGCAGAAUAAAAUCAUUGAAAAACAAUAACAACAACAAAAAGCUCUGGUUUACCCAACUUUUAUUUUUCUGUAAAGGAGGUUUAUAUCCGAGUUGCACUUCAUUUACGUUUGAGUACUUAAAACACUUACUCAUGACUCUGUGAAGGAAUGAUUACUUUAGCAUGUGAAUAAAGGAUAAUAUUUAAAAAUGUUAAA
Hyaena hyaena (striped hyena) is the source of this 2663-nucleotide messenger RNA. RefSeq names its product alpha tocopherol transfer protein (gene TTPA). NCBI's taxonomy places the organism in Eukaryota, Metazoa, Chordata, Mammalia, Carnivora, Hyaenidae. The transcript has 4 exons. Gene Ontology annotation, cellular component: membrane. Gene Ontology annotation, molecular function: phosphatidylinositol bisphosphate binding. The record is from RefSeq and is a predicted model, not a curated record. The coding region runs from base 282 to 1001 and encodes 239 amino acids.